AUGAGCCCAUUUAGGCAAUAUAGAAUUCAUUUUCCUGAGGCGAGGGCACACAAAUUGCCAUACCGGAUGCAGCUUUUUGGACAAGCAACAAGCGUUCAACAAAUUUUGAACACGCAGCAAUUGCGUACCUACAAUAAAUUUUCUGGCUUCCACGCCACGAGAACCUGCGCCCGCCAGUUCAAAUGUAGCUCUUUUGGAAUGGAUUCUCACGAAGGUCAUGCUCACGACAAAUACAUUGCCUAA
Molecule: messenger RNA, 243 nt
Organism: Blumeria graminis f. sp. triticale
Lineage: Eukaryota; Fungi; Ascomycota; Leotiomycetes; Helotiales; Erysiphaceae
Source: the annotation of a GenBank genome assembly